AUGGAACACUGCUCUACCAUGCCAACUCAUUUUCCUCUGCAAUUGGAUCGUGUGAAAGAUCAACAAAAAGAGUUCUCUGAUCCAACAUAUUUUCGAAGCUUAGCAGGGUAUGUCAAAGGUACCAUUACGAUGGGCAUUACCUAUAGCAGAACCAACUCGUUUAACCUCAAAGCAUACAGCGACAUCGACUAUGCAAACUGCAAGGAAGGCAGACGUUCAGUUGGUGGGUAUUGUACUUACUUGGGACGCAACCUUAUCUCCUGGUCGUCCAAAAAGCAACCUACAGUCUCCAAGAGUUCGACUGAAGCAGAGUACUGA
Molecule: messenger RNA, 318 nt
Organism: Camelina sativa (false flax)
Lineage: Eukaryota; Viridiplantae; Streptophyta; Magnoliopsida; Brassicales; Brassicaceae
Source: RefSeq, a predicted model, not a curated record